Molecule: messenger RNA, 5886 nt
Organism: Neopelma chrysocephalum (saffron-crested tyrant-manakin)
Lineage: Eukaryota; Metazoa; Chordata; Aves; Passeriformes; Pipridae
Gene: ABCA5
Product: ATP binding cassette subfamily A member 5
Exons: 40
Coding region: 267-5210 (1647 amino acids)
Biological process (GO): lipid transport; transmembrane transport
Cellular component (GO): intracellular membrane-bounded organelle; membrane
Molecular function (GO): lipid carrier activity; ABC-type transporter activity; ATP binding
Source: RefSeq, a predicted model, not a curated record
GGGAUGCUCGGAGGCACCGCCGGGUUUGAUGUUCGGCUCAGCCUUUCCCAGCGGCUCGCAGGAGGCGUUUUAGGAAAAACGAGCACGUCGGAUUGCGCUCCCGGCGACGGGAACAGGAUGAAAUAUUCCAACAUCCGCAGGUGAGGAAGCAGCGGGAGAUGCGGAUUGACCCAUAACUCCAAACCUGAGGCAGCAAAAGCGGUGGCAAAACCGCGGAGAGAAACCUUCCGGGCCCCCAACCCGCCGCCCAUCAGCGGUCUUGAAAAAUGGCACCAGCUGCUCCCAGAGAAGCAGGAGUAUGGAGACAAACCCGAGCUCUCCUGUUCAAGAACUGUCUUAUUAAGGGAAGGACUAAGAAAAGCAGUGUCCAGGAGGUCCUUUUCCCCCUGUUUUUCCUGUUUUGGCUCAUCCUGAUGAGCAUGAUGCACCCACACAGGAAGUACGACGAGGUGCCCAACGCCAACCUGGACACCCUGGAAACCUCCCAGCUGCUGAACUUCGUCAUUGGGUACACGCCACCCACCCGGAUGGCACGAGAAAUCAUGAAGAAAGUGGCCUCUGAUAACUUUGAGGAUGGCAUCAUCACUGAGGAGUACUUAAGUGAGGAGGAGCUGCAAGAGGCCAGUGCUGUCAAACCCUCCAACUUCGUGGGGGUCGUGUUCAAGGAUUCCAUGUCCUACCAGCUGAGGUUCCACGACUCCAUUGCCAUGUCCUCCAUUUAUACGGAAUCCAGAGCCAGCUGCUCCAACCUGGGGAAGGGCUGUGAGUCAGUGACCUACUGGAGCUCGGGAUUCACGGCGCUCCAGGCCUGUAUUGAUGCUGCCAUUAUACAGCUGAAGACGAAUCAGUCGGUUUGGGAACAGCUUGAACUGACGAGAGCAGUGGUUAUGGGAGAGGCUGCUGUGGUGGAAAUAGAUAAUUUCCCCCGUGCAAUCAUUUUAAUUUACCUGGUGAUCGCCUUCUCCCCGUUUGGGUAUUAUUUGGCAAUUCAUAUUGUGGCAGAAAAGGAGAGGAAGUUGAAGGAAUUCCUGAAGAUAUUGGGACUCCAUGACACUGCCUUCUGGCUUUCCUGGGUGCUGCUCUACGUGAGCCUGAUUUUUGUCAUGUCCAUUCUCAUGGCAGUGAUCGCCACAGCCUCCUCCCUCUUUCCCCAGAGCAGUGCCUUUGUGAUAUUUCUCCUUUUUUUCCUGUAUGGAGUCUCCUCAGUUUUCUUCGCCCUCAUGUUGACACCUCUAUUUAAAAAGUCAAAGCACGUGGGCAUAGUGGAGUUCUUGGCCACGCUGGCUUUUGGCUUUGUGGGCCUUAACAUCGUCCUGCUGGAGGAUUUCCCCAAAUCUUUCGUGUGGUUUCUCAGCCCUUUGUGUCAGUGCAGCUUCUUGAUCGGUGUCGCGCAGGUCAUGCAUCUGGAAGAUUAUGAAGAUGGGGCAACAUUUGCAAAUAUAAAUGAUGGUCCUUACCCGCUCUGUAUCUCUCUUAUUUUGUUGGUGCUGGACAGCAUCUUUUACCUGCUUGUAGCUGUGUACCUUGACCAGGUUAUCCCAGGGGAGUUCGGGCUGCGCCGCACCCCGCUGUUCUUCAUGAAACCCUCGUUUUGGUCCAAGCACAGGAAGAAUUACAAGGAGUUGUACGAGAGCAGCGUCAACGGCAGCUUGAGCUUCAGCGAGAUCGUGGAGCCCGUGCCUUCGGAAUUCCAGGGGAAAGAAGCCAUCAGAAUCAGCUGUGUUCAGAAAACAUUCAGGAAAAAGGGGGAAACUGUGGAGGCUCUCAGAAAUUUGUCCUUUGACAUCUACGAGGGUCAGAUCACGGCUCUGCUGGGGCACAGCGGCACCGGGAAGACGACGCUGAUGAACAUCCUCUGUGGGCUGUGCCCACCCACGGAUGGGUUUGUCUCUGUCUAUGGGCACAAAGUCUCCGAGAUCGAUGAGAUGCUGGAAGUGCGGCAGAUAACGGGGGUGUGCCCUCAGUCUGACAUACACUUUGAUAUUUUAACUGUGGAGGAGAACCUCUCCCUCUUUGCUGCCAUUAAGGGAAUCCCUCAGAAUGAUUUGAUACAAGAAGUGCAGAAGGUGUUGCUGGAUUUGGAGAUGCAGCCCAUCAGGGACAAUCAAGCUAAAAAACUAAGUGGGGGGCAGAAGAGGAGGCUGUCAGUGGGAGUUGCUGUUCUUGGGAACCCCAAGGUUUUGCUGCUGGACGAGCCCACGGCCGGGAUGGAUCCGUGUUCACGGCACAUCGUCUGGAACCUCCUGAAAAACAGGAAAGCCAAUUGUGUGACUGUGUUCAGCACCCACUUCAUGGACGAGGCAGAUAUCCUGGCUGAUCGUAAAGCUGUGAUUUCUCAAGGGAUGUUGAAGUGCCUCGGAUCUUCUCUCUUUCUCAAAAGCAAGUGGGGAAUUGGCUACCGCUUGAGCAUGCACAUCGACGCCUAUUGCAACACGGAAGCUACGACCUCUCUGAUCAGGCAGCACAUCCCUGCAGCCACCCUGAGCCAGGAGAACGAUGAGCAGCUCGUGUACACCCUCCCCCUCAAGGACGUGGACAAAUUUGCAGGCUUGUUUUCUGACCUGGACACCCACUCCCACCUGGGUGUUAUCACCUAUGGCGUGUCCAUGACCACGCUGGAGGACGUCUACCUGAAGCUGGAAGUUGAGGCAGAGAUUGACCAAGCAGAUUACAGCGUGUUCCAUUCCCAGCAAGUGCAGGAGGAGAUGGAUAACAAAUCCUUGGAUGACAUGGAGCAGAGCCUGCUGAUGCUGUCGGAGACAAAGGCUCCAGCCAUGAGCAACACAGCCCUGUGGAAGAAGCAGGUUUCCACCAUAGCCAAAGUGCAUUUCCUUACCCUGAAGAGGGAAAAUAAAUGUGUGAGAGUUAUGUUGUUGCUUUUUCUGAUAUUUCUUGUCGUUCAGAUUUUAUUGUUUUUCAUACACCACAUCAUCAAAAAUUCUGUAGCUGCUAUCAAACUUUCCCCAGAUUUGUACUUGCUGAAGCCUGGAGAGAACUAUCACAAGUACAGGAGUCGGCUCCUGCUGCAGAACUCCACAGAAUCGGAUAUCAGUGACAUUGUCCACUCCCUUAGGAGCAUGAACAUACUCCUGGAGAUGUUCAAUGACAGUGAUUAUGUCUCAGCUGCACCUCACAGUGCAGCUUUAAACGUGUUUGCCCUUCAAUCCAGACAGAAUUAUGUUUUCACCGUCAUAUUCAACAGCACCAUGGUGCAUUCCCUGCCAGUUCUGAUGAAUAUUGUCAGCAAUCUCCUGCUGCGCAGCUUAAAUGUGACUGAGAGCAUCCAAAUCUGGAGCAACCCCUUCAUUCAGAAUCUUCCAGACACGAUUUUCAGGCUGGAGAUCUAUUUCGAAGCUGUGUUGCUGGGGAUCAUCAUCACUGGAAUGCCGCCCUAUUUUGCCAUGGACAACGCGGAAAACCACAAGAUCAAGGCCUACACACAGCUGAAGAUUGCAGGGCUCUAUCCCUCUGCUUACUGGACUGGCCAGGCCGUCGUCGACCUCCCGCUGUUCUUCUCCAUCCUCGUCCUGAUGAUCGGGAGCCUCUUCGCCUUCCACUACGGAGUUUAUUUCUAUGUGGGCAAGUUCCUGGCUGUGAUUUUUUGCCUGAUUGGUUACGUCCCCUCAGUUGUGCUCUUCACUUACGUGGUCUCCUUCACCUUUAGAAAAGUCCAGAACACAAAAGAAUUUUGGUCAUUUAUAUUUUCAGUGACAGCCUUGCUCUGCACAGUUGUCACUGAAGUGGCCUUUUUUCUGGACUAUUACGUGGUAACCACCAUCCUGCAUUACGUCUUCUCCAUCUUCAUUCCUAUUUAUCCCCUUAUUGGCUGUCUGAUUUGUUUUAUAAAGGUCUCCUGGAAAGGCAAACGGAAGAGUGGGGGAUACUACGACCCGUGGGACCGGCUGCUGGUGGCAGUUCUGGCUCCCUAUUUGCAGUGUGUUGUGUGGCUCUUCCUGCUGAGGUGCUUCGAGCUGAAGAAUGGAGGGAGGACGGUCAGAGAGGAUCCCUUUUUCAGAAAAUGCUUUACAAAAGCCAGAACCUGGAAGUUCCCAGAUGUGCCACAUGAGGAGAAUGAGGAUGAAGAUGUGAGGGCAGAGAGGCUGCGAGUCAAAGAGAUCCUGAGCAGCCCCAAAAGUGAGGAGAUGCCAGCAAUCCUGGUCAGCAGCUUGCACAAGGAGUUUGAUGAAAGGAAGGAAUUUCUUCUGGGGAGAAAAAUAAAGAAAGUGGCAACAAAACAUGUUUCUCUCUGCGUAAAAAAAGGAGAAAUACUGGGUUUGUUGGGACCCAACGGAGCUGGGAAAAGCACAUUAAUUAAUAUGCUCGUCGGAGAGAUUGAACCCACCAGUGGGCAAGUUCUGAUGGGAGAUUAUUCUUUGGGGCUGAGCAGUGAAGACUCCGUGAAAUUCGUGGGGUACUGUCCUCAGACAAACCCGCUCUGGCCAGAUAUUACACUGCAGGAGCACUUUGAAAUUUAUGGUGCUAUCAAAGGAAUGAGUCAGUCUGAUGUUAAGGAAGUCGUCAAACGCAUCGUGAGCGCCCUGGAUUUGAAGGAUCACCUGCAGAAGACGACGAAGAAGUUGGGUGUGGGGCUGAAACGCAAGCUGUGCUUUGCCCUCAGUAUGCUGGGAAACCCCCGGGUCACGCUGCUGGAUGAACCAUCCACCGGGAUGGAUCCCAAAGCCAAGCAGCACAUGUGGAGGGCAAUUCGAGCAGCCUUCAAAAACAAGGAGAGAGCAGCAAUCCUGACCACCCACUACAUGGAGGAGGCAGAUGCUGUGUGUGACCGUGUGGCCAUCCUGGUGUCUGGGCAGCUCAGAUGUAUAGGUACUGUCCAACACCUGAAGAGUAAGUUUGGCAGAGGAUACUUCUUGGAGAUGAAACUAAAAGAAACAGCAGAUGUGCAGCAGGUGGAGUAUCUGCAGAGCCAGAUUUUGCACAUCUUCCCCAACGCCAACCGCCAGGAAAGUUUUGCUUCUAUUUUGGCCUAUAAAAUUCCUAAAGAAGAUGUACAGUCACUUUCACAUUCUUUUUCCAAGCUGGAAGAAGUAAAACACACCUUUAACAUCGAGGACUACAGCUUCUCUCAGGCAACACUGGAACAGGUGUUUGUGGAGCUUGCUAAAGAGCAGGAGGAGGAGGACAGCAGCUUUGGCACCCUGAACAGCACGUUGUGGUGGGAGAGGACGCAGGAGGACCGAGUCAUCUUCUGAGCUCCUCAUGUCCAGAUCUGCUCAGAAGCUGCUGUUGGUGCCAGCAGUGAUCCUCCACACACACGCUGGGGCACGUGCCUGGGAAACAUCGGAGCUGGGAAGGACAAGGAGAACUGUGUUUGGAAGCCCUGAGCGUGUCCCACCAUCCUGGCCUUAGGAAUAAUGCCACAGUCGCGGUGUGAGCGUCCCCAGCUGACCUGGAAUUCCUCCUCCCCUCGCUGUUCCCUGGUCUCUGUUGGCCAAGAGGACACUGGUCAUCUCCUGGUGUUGGUGGCUGGUGCAGGAGCUCCCACCUGCCUUCCCUCAGCCCUCCCAUGCCUGGUGGGUGCCAGAGGUUGGGCUGUCUUAAAGGAGACCCUGCACCUGAGCAAAGCCAGGUGCCACUGGAGCAUCCUUCCCUGUGGGGCUGGUUCACAGGGUCCUGCUGUGCCCUGUGCCCUCAGCUGGGCACUGCUGCCUGUCCCACGAGGUGCCCUGCAGACACAGCCCUGCAAGGUCCUGCCCCUCCACCAGCUCAUCCUUCCCUGCUUAUGCUUUGAAGAUGCACCUGCUGAGGACAGAGGGGGGGAAAACCACUCCAGAGUAGCUGCAUCACUGCAGAGAGGGUCCUGAAUUCCCAAAAAACACACUCCAGAGUAGCUGCAUCACUGCAGGGUGAGAGAGGGUCCUGAAUUCC